CUUGGCUUGUAGAUCGCUUAACCGGCGAUCCGCUUGAGCUCCACUUGAUCUGCAUGUCCGCUUGAGGAGCGCCCCUUUUGCCAAACAUCGACGGUCUGGAGAACCGAUGGGUCACGGAUUUGUCUCGCUCUUCAUUCAGUUGGACAACAAAACUCACAUCCCCAGCACCUGGCGUCCCAAACCGACUUCAACCGACCGCGAAACGCCCCCGUUCCUCGGACGGAGCUGCCAAGGACACCUGGAGGGCACUGAAACGGCUCCCGAGCAGCAGCGCCGUGAUGGUGUACCUGGGCGGAUCUCUCCAGAUCUCUUUGGGGGAAGAACAGGUCGAAUUUCAAUAGGCUUCUAAUAGGAAUGGAUCGGGUUUCGAAUUUUUAAAAUCACCACCAAACGAAACCAAACAAGUAGCUCACUUCAAUUGAUCUAGUGAAAGAAGGCAUUUUCUUUCUUGAUUCCUUAUAUUCCCGAAGUUUGCUGGGUUUGGCCUUAUUGAUCCCCGUCUGUACGACAGGUUGGAGUCGGGCACUCAGAAACACACAUAGUCAGACACGGUCUCUGUUUAUAUUAUCCUAUACGACAAGUGGCGUUUUUAAGGACCAAACAUGCUAUAGAAUCCUUGUGUUCCAGCCUACUUAAAACCAUCAACAAAACAGUUAACCGAGAGCAUGUUCCUAGGAAAUGUCUAACCUGUAUUUAUAUCUUUCUGUGAUCUCUCAAGGCCAAAUCGAAGAGAACAUGCUAAAGGUUUUUAAAAACUGAGACUUCUUGAAGAGAAGAGUCUACUUCCAUUUCAGUCUUGUUCCAUAGGAUUUAUUUAUAUGCUUUUUGAGAUUUAUGAAGAUAUACCAUAGAUAACCACUGAUAUCCUUGAGUUCCAGACAAUAGGAAUACCAGCACAGUGAAUGAAACGGUGUGAAUGACAUGGGGAUGACAUUCAUCUUCUGAAUGUUUUUCUGUUGCCUUUGCUUGCAGAAUGCGUAGGACGAGGAUGAAGACGUGGAGAUCAUGAAGGUUGAAUGCAUCCGUGUGACUCUCAUGGCCAAACGAAGAGGACGUCGACGAAAACUUCAUGAGCCGCUGUCACUGCCGAGGAGUUUAUCCUUCAUCCGUUGCCACACGCUUUGCGACGCAAUCCCCGAGCUGUACGAGCUGUGGCCUGGCUCGUGCGAUGGAAUGGAUGAACGUCGGGCGGACGGUUCCUGGCAGAUCGGGCGAUUGAGUCCGAUCUCACACGGUCGUCGGUCACAUGGAAAAUGGGGCCGGGCCUUGGUUGUGUGGAUUGCAGAGAAUGUGAUGAAUGAGGGAGAGGGAGUGUGAAAGAGGUCGAUCGAUUCGUGUGUAUGGAAGUGAUGUUCUCUUGA
Durusdinium trenchii is the source of this 1361-nucleotide messenger RNA. The record is from the annotation of a GenBank genome assembly. Lineage: Eukaryota; Dinophyceae; Suessiales; Symbiodiniaceae.